Messenger RNA from Rodentolepis nana, 777 nucleotides. NCBI's taxonomy places the organism in Eukaryota, Metazoa, Platyhelminthes, Cestoda, Cyclophyllidea, Hymenolepididae. The record is from the annotation of a GenBank genome assembly.
AUGGAUCAUGAACUUGAACAACAUGCAUAUGGGAUUGUAUGGAAGGCGAAAUACAGGAGGCGUGACAUGACUGUAGCUCUCAAGAAGAUUUACGAUGCAUUUCGAAAUAAGACUGAUGCUCAAAGAACAUUUCGAGAAAUAAUAUUCCUUAAAGAGUUCUCUGGUCAUCCUAAUAUUAUUAAAUUAUUGGGCUUGCUUAAGGCGCAAAAUGAUAAAGAUAUUUAUCUCAUCUUCGAGUAUAUGGGUAAGCCAUCCAACGUCUUGGUUGAUUCAGACUGCAACGUUAAGGUCUGCGAUUUCGGAUUGACUCGUUCGCUAGCCCGACUAAAUGGGCAUAAGGACCAAGAAAUGGACAAUCCGGAGCUGACGGAAUAUGUAGCCACUCGAUGGUAUAGGGCUCCAGAAAUCCUUCUUUCUUCCACUCAUUAUACAAAGGGGGUCGAUAUGUGGUCCGUCGGCUGCAUUAUGGCUGAAAUGUUCAUUGGGAAAGCUCUUUUUCCUGGAUCGUCUACUUUGAAUCAACUGGAAAGGAUAUUAUCGGUUGGACCCAAACCAACCCGAGAAGAUGUCGAGUGUCUUCGUUCCGAGUAUGGAGCCUCAAUCUUGGAGCAACCAACUACAGUCCGACGACGUCUGGAAGACGUGAUCACUCCAAUUCCCGAAUCAAGUGCUCUCGACUUGGUGCGACAUUUUCUCCACUUAAAUCCCAACAAACGACUCACUGCAACUCAAGCCCUUGAACAACCCUACGUUGCGCAAAAACUCCAAAAUACAUAA